CGAGCUCCGCCGCCACCACCUCGCCUCGCGCCCGGCGCCUCCCCUUGCUCCUGGCCGCCUCUCCCCGUCGCUCGCCUGCCCGCACCUCCACCUCGCCGGCCCGCGCGCCUUCCUUCCCCGAGCGCCGCCUCCCUUGCUCCUCUGCCUGCUGCACCCCGCCGGCGAGAAGCACCCCUCGCUGCCGACCUCCAGCGCCCCAGAACCCCUAUGCGCCGGCGCCACCUCCACGCGCGCGCCACGCCGCCUCUCCCCGUCGCCGCGCCUGCUGCCUUGAGGCGCUCUGCCCGCGACCAGCCCCUCCCUGUCCUGCUGCCCGUGUGCUGCUCUGCUUGCUCGUGGCCAAGCCCAAGCCGAGCCCCCUUCUGGCCGUCUCCAAGCCCAACCGCUGUGCUGCUGAUCGCUUGUCGCUCCGUGUCGAGUCGCCUCGCUGUUGCGUCCACGCGUGUUGCUGCUGCCGCACUUGGUCGACACCGUGGAGACCAACACCGCCUUGAACCACUUGCCGUGAACCACUACUUCGCCUACGACGGCUACAUUGUUUACAACUACUUCGUCUACGUUGGCUACUUUCUCUACAUCGCGACAUCGCACGUGUCCAAGUCUUCGGUUCCUACGACGACGACUACACUUGUGUUCUUCUUUCAGGAUUCUUGCUCAAUUCCGGGCAAUUGAGUACUCUAGGCAAGCAGUUAUUCCUUGACCAUGUUGAUUCUACAUAUUGCUUCUCCCUCAAUCUUUCAUUAAGUUACGAUCUCAGUCUUGUCACGAUGCCUCUAGGUUGCAUAGCUUAUUAGUCAGCGCUACUUAUUGCCCUAUGUCUUGUUACUUGUCCUAUUACCAUGUCACAUGUUUGUUGUUGUCCUAGUUGGUCAUUAGAUGUCAUGCUUAGUUGCGAGUCUACUGUCCUUAUAUCUGGGGUUCCACAAUUGCUACAUCCACAUGCUACUUUAUGUUUUAAUUACAUUCUUAAAACUGUGAUAUGAUAUUAAACUGUAACAAGGCAACGAUAGGAGGCCGUGCUCUAACGCAUUGGUGAUUUGUUCCAUUUGCGUCGACCUAAGGACUAAGUUCUCGUUUUCGCCGAUCCAAGAAACUUCGCGCUAACCGCUCGUGGGAGAAUAUAUGGGUUCCCUCUCGACUUAGUACUUGAUCCUCAGCUCUUCCAGGGGCCACAUAGUUCGGACGUUCCAUUUGACAUUUGCAUUGCAUGCACACAGAGAUUCGUGGAGACUUGUUGGUGACUUUGCAUUCA
Molecule: messenger RNA, 1252 nt
Organism: Brachypodium distachyon (stiff brome)
Lineage: Eukaryota; Viridiplantae; Streptophyta; Magnoliopsida; Poales; Poaceae
Exons: 3
Coding region: 208-672 (154 amino acids)
Source: RefSeq, a predicted model, not a curated record